GGAUAUUUGACGAAAACUUCCGUUAUCACGAUCCAAUUUCCAGGCGGAGCUGUUGAUAUCCUCAGCUUUCGUGAGAGGAACCUUUUGACCGGACCCGCAAGUGUUCAUCAAGAAGUGGUAAGUUGGUGGUAAAAGUCAACUGAGGGCUCUCCGAGCAGAAACAACAACAAUUGCUUGCAGCUGAUGCAGAGAACGGCAUCGGCUGCAACGAUCGCUGCAGGCCUUCACCCGUCCUCGCAACCAUCUUCAAGCAACGGUGUCGCAGAGAUUGUAACUCUCAGGCUCACGCCAAGGCGGAAGAAGAAGGCGGUGAAGUGGUCAGAGGACGUAGUGGACAACGAAUUCCUCAACAAGAAGUCUUCCAAGAAGUGCUGCAUAUUCCACAAGCAGCGGCCAUUUGGGGAGUGGAGCGAUAAUGAGGACGAGACUCCAUGCAGAGAUGCCAAGUAGGCAUCUUUAAAACUUUGUAGAGAUGCAGCACAAGGAUGAAGGGCUGCUUGCAGAGCAGUUGCUGCGUCAAGGGCAGAACAGCUCAGCAUGGCAGCCUCAGAUCAGCAGGGCAGUGUCUGAGCUUUCACAGUGGAAUACAUGUUCCUGAUCAGUAUGAUAUGAGGUGGCAGACCUCAUGAGCAAUUCCUCAAUAGAUUGAUGGAGUGACAGAAAGUAUGGGCCGGAGCCAAUUGCUACAGUAUCAUCAGGUUUCUGAUCUCAACAACUUUCCUCUAGACACAUGGACAGCUGGAAGUGUUUGCGCAAUGGAGCUAGGCCCCUGCAGUCUUGCUUUCUGGUGCAUUAUGAUAAUGGGUGAUAGGCCCUUGCAAAGCUUGUAAAGUAGCCAUAAGUGC
Messenger RNA from Coccomyxa subellipsoidea C-169, 845 nucleotides. RefSeq lists its product as hypothetical. The record is from RefSeq and is a predicted model, not a curated record. Lineage: Eukaryota; Viridiplantae; Chlorophyta; Trebouxiophyceae; Coccomyxaceae. Gene Ontology annotation, cellular component: nucleus. The transcript is spliced from 4 exons. Gene Ontology annotation, molecular function: protein serine/threonine phosphatase inhibitor activity; protein phosphatase 1 binding. The coding region runs from base 184 to 450 and encodes 88 amino acids.